AUGGACAUCUUUUUUGAAAAAGUAAGGGGUUUUUGUUAUUAAUUUUAUUUUUAGCAAGAUGGGAUGCUUUGUGCUCAGCAUGCAUUGAACAUGCUUUUACAAACCAGGAUGUACACGGCGUUAGACUUGGGAGAUAUCGCCCGACAAUUAGAUGAACAAGAAAAGGCCUUACUGCCUGCUGAACAACGAGCUCUAUUUGUAAGCAGCAACAUGGAUGAUAGCGGAUUCUUUUCGAUACAAGUCAUUCGACAGGCUUUGAGGACGUUGGGUCUUGAUUUGGUGUCGCUAGAGAAUCCAGAGUUGGUUGAGGUUAAAUUGAGUCCAAAGUAUGUCUUCUUUUGUUUACAUCACGUAUUUGUUUUUUGUAAAUUUAUAUAAAAAUUUUCGCUAUGGCUCAUUUGUAAUUUUUUAAAUAUUUUUAAUUAAAAAAUAUUUUUUAGAAUUGGAAAUGCUUUUAUUUGUAAUAUGGAGUUGCAUUGGUUCACUUUAAGGAAUAUUUUUGGUGCAUGGUACGAGUUGAAUUCGAUGAAAGAUGGACCUAAAGUAAUAUCAGAUGGCUUUUUAGAUGUGUAUAUUUCUCAGCUUGUUGCUGAAGGCAUGUUUUAGUAAUUUUACAUUUAAAAAUGUUCAUUUUAUUAUAUAAGAGGUUUUAUAUACAAAGGCCGAACAUAAAGAAAGAUAAUUUAAAUAUGUAUUGUUUUAGGUUAUUCCGUGUUUCAUGUUGAAGGUGAUUUGAGUAAUUUUGUGAAUAUGGAUCAGCGACGUGGAGAAGACUCACCGCUUAUGUAUCAGGAAGACGAUUUUGCUGUAAGUUUAUAUUACAGGAUGUUAUUGGAAUUUAGAAAGCACUCGAAUUAAGCAAACUGGAAAAAACGGAAAGUGAAGAUGAUGAGUUGCAGGUAAGUAAAUUAAAGUCACUUACUAACGCGGUUAUUGUAUUGACGCUUUUCAAAACACAUUUCAUUUUUCGUUAUAAAUUAGAGACGUAUAUACUGAAACCUGGCUAAUAUAUAAGACUCCGCUUUAGAAGUUUACUGUAAUAGUGUUUGUUUAAAAUUAAUAAAUAUUUGUUUAGAGGGCGAUAUCAUUAAGUAUGAAACCAAACGGUUAUGAAGCCGAAAUUGACGAGGAAUUAAAGGUAAUUUUUGUUAGAUUUACGGUAAUUAAUUCUUAGAAAGCAAUUGCGAUGAGUCUGGAAGAUCAUCAGGACAACAUUGCGACAAGUUCACGAACAGUCGAUCAUGAGGUAUAGAGUUGAAUGUUGUGUACUAGUUUAUUGUCAAAUUUCAGAGUUUUAUGAAAAGUGAACUUAGUGGAUCUCAAAGCCUUCAGCAUUCAGAACAAGAGCCAAGACUAAAUGGUGGAAAUUUAACAGAUUCUGGUGAUUUAAGCGAUUUACGGCGGAAAAGAGAAGCGUUUUUAAGUCGAUUUAGCUAA
Bursaphelenchus okinawaensis is the source of this 1437-nucleotide messenger RNA. The record is from the annotation of a GenBank genome assembly. Lineage: Eukaryota; Metazoa; Nematoda; Chromadorea; Rhabditida; Aphelenchoididae.